UCUGUGUGGAAUUUGUUGUUUACUUUUAGGUGUAAUCACGCAAUAAUAAUAUUUCGAGUCGAAUUCAAAAUUCAACGUUUAUUUUAUUCAUUUCUAGUAUUCAAGUAUUAUACCAAUACUUGUUGUACAAAUCCGACGAAUACCUAUAGGUAUCAGUGACUUCAAAGCAUGAUAUGUAUUUUUUUUUUUUUAACUGUAAAAACCGAAUAAAUCAUGAAAAAUAAUAAUACCAGUUUUUAAAACAAUCGUUUGCUGCACUUGAAUGAAUGUGAUACGCAAACGCUGAAACUCAAAUGUAUUUUUCCGUCGGCUGUUGAUUCAUUCGUUGUGGUUGUGAUUACGAUUUAAAUGUUUCAAUCAUGUCCGAUGCCUGGCAAGAGAUUCAAGCUGUGAAGAGCAAACGGAAUUCACUGCGGGAAAAACUUCAGAAGAGAAAAAUAGAGCGGCAAGUCAUUCUAAAUGAGUCAUCUGAUAAAAUUGUUCCUAGGGGAUCUCUUUUGCCGAGUACGAGUAAUGCUGAAAACGAAUCUGAUUUCGAUUGGAGCAAAGUUGGCGGCGAACGUGUAUUACUUGAAAUACUUGUUGAUGUAUCAGUUAAUCUUCCAAUCACAUCUCAUCAAUUGGUCACUGAUCUUUUAAAAAAAGAGUCUACCUACAUAUCACAUUCAUCUGUUGUUAAUUUGCUGUACAAAUUUGCUGCACAAAAUCUUAUAAGUUUAAAAAAUAUUACAAUUGAUGGCCAGCAAGGUUUGAAAAUAUUAACAGCUGAACAUGCAAAAUUACUUGCAAUGACUAAUAAUUUAUCAUCAGAGGUCGAUUCAAACUUGCAUCUUGAAAAAUCUCGGUUGCUUAUAGAAGAUAAAAUCAAGCAGCUUGAAUAUGAAGAUAUUGAUGAAUGCUUAAAAAAUCCAAAAGUACAAAAGUUAUCAAUCGAUUUUAAAAAGUCUGAUGAGUCUGAUGAUGACAUAAUGUCCCUUAUUUCAAUGCCUUCCAUUAAAGAAAAAGAAAUUAAAAAAAUUAGUGAAGAAAUAAUGGAACUGCUUACCAAACAAACAGUUAAAGAAAAAUCUUUAUGUGAAAAGUUUCGGUCUAAAGGAGGAACACAUGUUAUGGAAUUUUGUCCACAUGGUACUCGAUCAGAUUGCAUGGAAGGCCAUGUUUGUAAAAAGCUUCAUUUCAAAAAAAUUAUACAAAUGCAUACUGAUGAACUUUUAGGUGAUUGUUCUUUUCUGAACACUUGUUUUCACAUGGAUACGUGUAAAUAUGUUCACUAUGCAGUUGAUGGUGUAACUAGUAAAAUGAAUUUAGUAAACGCCCUUAAUAGUUUUCCAUCAAGAAGAGGGUUGAUUAAUGAUAAAUCUGAAUUACUUCCAUGUCAGUGGAUUCAGUGUGAUUUGAGGUUUAUGGAUUUCACUUUUUUAGGAAAAUUUGCUGUUAUUAUGGCCGAUCCACCAUGGGAUAUUCAUAUGGAACUCCCUUAUGGUACUUUAUCUGAUGAUGAAAUGCGGCGAUUGGGUAUUCCACAAUUGCAGGAUGAAGGACUUAUAUUUCUAUGGGUUACCGGCCGAGCUAUGGAGCUUGGCAGAGAAUGUCUAAAAUUAUGGGGUUAUGAACGAGUAGAUGAGAUAAUUUGGGUGAAAACUAACCAAUUACAAAGAAUAAUAAGAACUGGUCGAACAGGUCACUGGCUGAAUCAUGGCAAAGAACAUUGUUUAGUGGGAAAGAAAGGCAACCCUCGCAGCUUAAACUGUGGUUUGGAUUGUGAUGUAAUAGUGGCUGAAGUACGAGACACUAGUCACAAGCCUGAUGAAAUAUAUGGUAUUAUAGAACGAUUAUCACCUUUUACUAGAAAAAUUGAGUUAUUUGGACGGUCUCAUAAUAUUCAACCCAACUGGAUUACUCUUGGAAAUCAAGUAGAAGGUAUCAGGCUAACUGAUCAAGAUCUCAUAACAAAAUUUAGGAAAGCAUACCCAUCUGGAAAUUGUUUGACAACAUUAAAGAGGAAUACAUGAGUUUGGUUGUAUUGGUAUUGUUGCUGUUGUAUGAAUCCAUUAAUUUUUCUAAUGAUGUGUAAGAAAAAACAAAUAUCAGUUUGAAAAUGUUUUAUUUUAUUUUAUUAUGUUAUUUAUUUGUUGUAAAUUAAUAGUUAGUAUGUAAUUAUUAAAUUAUAACAAAUAAAAGUACCCAAAAUCAAUGGACCAGUUUAUUUAGUUAAAAUGUCAUUACACAAACAUAUAAAUUUUAUACAAUAUGUGUUGGCACUUGCUUUGCUUAAUAUUCUCGGGUCCGGUAAGACACAUAAUGUAAUAAACUUGACAGGCCAAUGCUUAAGUAUACAACUUGUUUGAGAGCAUAAUAAAUUAUUAAUUAAUAAAUAAUCUUAAAAUUAAAAUUCAAUACCCUAGAACCUAACUAUUAGGUAAUAUGUUUGAAUUUGAUUGAUUUUCAUGCCACGUUGCUCAAUUAUAUAAUAUUAUAAUAAUGUAGUACAUUAAAUCUAUACUAUAAGAAAAAAAACGUUUGAUGUUAUAAGAAUUUCACAAGUAGAGAAAAAUGUGUUACAAUGAUUUAUAGAAUAACUUGUGGCAUCGACAUCAAUUCUAACACAUUUGAGGUGGUUGACGUUUAAGGUAUUAUACAGUUUAAUUUAAUAUAUUGACAAAUCUCGGAUGUAAAUAAACGCUUCCAAUGUUUAAAAAAUCAUAUUAAAUUAAAAUACAAACAUAGUAUGUACCUAAUGUGUAUAAUACGAAGAAAAAAAA
Myzus persicae (green peach aphid) is the source of this 2762-nucleotide messenger RNA. RefSeq names its product N6-adenosine-methyltransferase 70 kDa subunit (gene Mettl3). Lineage: Eukaryota; Metazoa; Arthropoda; Insecta; Hemiptera; Aphididae. Gene Ontology annotation, cellular component: RNA N6-methyladenosine methyltransferase complex; nucleus. The record is from RefSeq and is a predicted model, not a curated record. Bases 360 to 2012 code for a protein of 550 amino acids. Gene Ontology annotation, molecular function: mRNA (2'-O-methyladenosine-N6-)-methyltransferase activity; mRNA m(6)A methyltransferase activity. The transcript has 12 exons.